AUGGAGCGUACUAGUCACGUUGCGGCUAAAUUUUUGGCUGAAGCUGCCUGUAGUUGUGUCAUGGAGCCGCUUUACUGGAAGCGCCAAAUUGACCCUGUAGAAUCCAAUUUUCCUACGAUAUUGCGGGGGUAUCCAGGCGAAAGGAGAAGCCAAAAAACGAUGAAAGUGUAUCACUUGUCAAAGAAAAUAUCUAAUCGGAAAACUUUUGCUUUUAUCUGCCCUGUUAUCAGUCUUGCCUACGUAAAAGUCGUGAACAGUGUGCGAAGGUCAAGUUCCAAGGGUAGGGUGACGACGAGCGAAAAAGGAACGGAGGUUGGGAUUGAGUUAGGAAUACGAUAUAAGGUGGAUGAAAAACGGGUAGCGGUGGUGGUUGCAUUUCACGUUAAACUGUCAGUUGUCAAACGUGUUGGCAAUGAUGAGGCUGAGGAAAUUCGUAUAAGCCGAAUUACUAUGAAUUAA
Molecule: messenger RNA, 459 nt
Organism: Enterobius vermicularis (human pinworm)
Lineage: Eukaryota; Metazoa; Nematoda; Chromadorea; Rhabditida; Oxyuridae
Source: the annotation of a GenBank genome assembly